AUGCUUCUGAACCCAUUCCGACCUUGUGAGGGCUCGCCAACCUACCAAGAGGAAUAUCGGGGCAGCUAUGUACCUGAGGUUAUUGAAAAAGAAUAUGGUCUCCAGGUAGUAGCACCGGAUACUCCAUAUGUGGCAGCUGCCGGCCGAAACGCUUUAUACUUCCUUGACACCCGGUUCGAUCCUGAGACUGCAAAGCACAUCAAGCAACAAAUUGAGAAGGCUUCUGUGCCAAACCCAGAUGAGUAUAUCUCUAUAGAUGAGGUUUUGGCUACAGCGGAAAUCAAAAACUCUACUGGCGAAACAACAUUCGUGUUUGACCCCGCCUACGCCAGGGUGCUAUUUGCAAGGGGAAUAAACAGGCACAAUCCUAAGCUUAAACUACCUGUGCAUGAGCCCGCUGGCGAUUGGCUAGUGACCUACGACCUGGAUAAAACCCUUACAAAGCGGGCUGAUAGGUGCCAUGAUAUUGGCUGUCACUACGCCACCGACUGCAAGCAGCACCAUUGUCAGCAAUGCCUCCAUUACAGGGUUGACAAUCAUUGUGAUGGACCAGUACUUAAUGCCGUUAGUAUAUGCCAAGCUAAACCGUGCUCAAAGGCUGUCGACACGCCAAAAGAAGUUGGAGAGGCGGACGCCAGCUACUAUCAACGGAUGGACAAGUUGCACUGGGCGUAA
Aspergillus udagawae is the source of this 675-nucleotide messenger RNA. RefSeq lists its product as uncharacterized. The record is from RefSeq and is a predicted model, not a curated record. Lineage: Eukaryota; Fungi; Ascomycota; Eurotiomycetes; Eurotiales; Aspergillaceae. The coding region runs from base 1 to 675 and encodes 224 amino acids. The transcript has a single exon.